Molecule: messenger RNA, 749 nt
Organism: Formica exsecta
Lineage: Eukaryota; Metazoa; Arthropoda; Insecta; Hymenoptera; Formicidae
Exons: 4
Coding region: 238-582 (114 amino acids)
Source: RefSeq, a predicted model, not a curated record
UUUCAGGGUAUUCAGUGAGGAAAAUUUGACAGUUCUAGCGGUACGAAGUGAUGAUAUUAUCAUGACCCGGUACUCUUUUUGGUGAUAGUGAGGAUCAUGUAGAGAACGUACGAAUCUUCGCGGUUGUCAGGUACGAAGAGACCAAAAGUGAAAGUGAUUAGAAUUUUUCUAGUGUCAAUCUAAUAGCUUUAGUUUGUCAAAUUUUAAAAAAGUCUCCAGCAGAAGGUUCUAUAAUAUAUGAUCAUAAUAGAUGAUCCGCUGAAACUCAAGGAUUCCUCAUGUGGCGAAGAAGAAUUGUCGUCAUUGGUUCACCACCCAACUUGCAGCUUAUUAAAGCAGCUGAAAAACGGAUCGGCAUGGAGUAACUACUCGGGUCACAGUGACCCUUGGAAGGGAAAAGGGCAGCAGCAUCGCCUCCCUACGCCCUUCUGCCGCCGCGACGCACGACGACAUUGGACUGUCGUCGUCCCGCAGCGACCCCUGCGUCAUUAUUAUUGUUAUAGCCGCAAGAUAACGCGCAUCAGCUGUACCGUCUCUUACCUUAGGCGACGAGGGGUACACAACGGCCGACAGUCCGACUAGAGUGGUGGAAGUUGGGCAGGCGGGAUGAAGUAAGGGAUGAUAGGUGGGGCAAAACGAAGAAAGAGGGGAAACAGUCUCUAAAUAUGCUAAUACCCGCGCCGUGGAGUAAUGAGUUUCUCGCGCCACUACGAUUCACCGGACUGCUAUGCAUAUAUAUUCACGGCUAU